Stegodyphus dumicola is the source of this 4553-nucleotide messenger RNA. RefSeq names its product dopamine receptor 2-like. Gene Ontology annotation, cellular component: plasma membrane. The record is from RefSeq and is a predicted model, not a curated record. Gene Ontology annotation, biological process: positive regulation of MAPK cascade; adenylate cyclase-activating adrenergic receptor signaling pathway. Gene Ontology annotation, molecular function: G protein-coupled receptor activity. Lineage: Eukaryota; Metazoa; Arthropoda; Arachnida; Araneae; Eresidae.
CCGCGCUUCGAGUAGACAGACGAUUCAUUUAUUACGUUUAUAUGGUAUAAAUGGAUAAACUGUAACUGUUUAUAUGCUGUGAAUAAUAAACAACUCUGAUUUAAGUAUUUAGAAUAUCUACAAAAAAUGAUUAAUUUCGAAGGUUAAAAUAUAGAACCUUCUUCAACUGCAGAAGUACAUAUGACAAAAGAGAAGCCUGUCCUCAGCUAAUAAGAAUGAGAAGAAGGAAGUCGAAGUACUGGUACCGUCUGUUGAUGAGAAAUGAUUAUGAAAUAAAUUUCUGAAAAGCUGAAGAUGCCUGUGAAAUAUUAUAACUACCUUAUGAAUAAAGAUCCGGAAUUUUUCGAUAUGGAGAGUUAGCUCCACUGCAUGGACGGAGGACAACGGAAUGAUUCUGCAAACAGACUUCUUCCUUUUGGUUGCAUCCGAUGCCCCACUAUGUUUCCCGACCUACGUGCUUCACACAUCUCCCAUUGGGGCACUUUUGAAAGCUAAGGUGUAUGUAAGAAAAGUGAGAAAUGCAGAGAAACUUUAGGAACGAGACCCAGGGAGGAAGCUGAACGCAUCCGGCGGGAUUUCCUUCACCUUGUCAGGCAAAGUGUCCACAAUCGUUGUUCAGUGAAUUUCUAAACGAAGUGGUCAUAGGCAGCUACCUUCACAAAGAGAAAGGAAAUUAAGAAAGUUUCUCCUCUUCUUAAACGAUUAAAGAACAGAUUGUCGCAUGCGAUCCUGGAACGAAAAGCUUAACAAAGGAAAUUUCAGGAGCUACGGUAAAGAUGUGCAUUAGAAAACCAAAGAGCUUGAUGUCAAGGUACACCAAAUAGAUGUAAAUUUCUGUUCGAAAGAAACUGUGUGCCUAAGUUGAGAACUGAUGAAAAUAUAAAUACCGCAUGAACCACAGUUGAUAAAGUAUAUUAUGAUAAAAUGCAUGGCCAGAUUUGGCUGGAGACUCACAAAAAGUUUCUAUUUCGUUGAACCGAGGGAGCUUAAUACCUACAUUUUCUGAAGACAUAAAUCGGCAUUAAUCAACACAUGUUUUUCUUCUGAAUGUCAUUCAUAUAUGAUUAAAUGGAACGUUUUGAUUUAUGUGAUUCAAAGACAUCUGUAGAUUUUUAAUUUCUUUUACAACCAAAUCUACAAUCUGAAUUAUCUUUAUUCAAGGUAAUUUAUACUAUUUAACGCAAAUAAAAGUACUUGUUUUUUGUGCUUAAAAAUGUAUCUUGAGACAUUUGUUUAAACUGAAACAAUACGCUUUUCAUCAUGUUAAGUUAAAAUAGUUUUCCUUUUCAAAAUGGAAGAAUUAAAAAGUGUAAUGGAACUUAAUGAAAAUUUAUAAAAUUUUCGGUGAUAAAUACUAUAGUAAAAUUAUUUUAUACGAUAAAUGCUUCGUUGCUUUUGCAGCAUACAAAUUAUUUGUAAAUUAUGCCAAGACCAAAAGCAGAAAAAAUGACAUCUGUGCUACAUGGUCAAAGACAUAUGUAAUCUUUUAUGUGACUGUUCAAUGCAAGAAUGAAUGUUAAUUUUGAAACUGAAUGUUUUAGUUCAAGCUUAUUAAAAGCUAUGUAAAAAUUUAUUCCAGACUUCAUAAACAUCAAGAUAUCAUGUGGCUUAAUGAAACGUCAGACAAUUCCAUAGGAAUUGUUCCUCCUGUUUAUUCAACAAACAUUAGUUUAAAUGAUGUUAUAGAUUACAAAUUAAAUUUUUUCGAGGAUGCAUCUAAUUUAUCUGACGUUAAUAUACCUUCUGUGGCAACACAUGUUGCUAAUCUUUUAAAUCUAUCUACGAGCUUUGACGCAACGAAGGGCAUGGUAUUAUCUAAUACAAGUUCAAUAUUUGUAGCAGAACAUGAAUCUUCUGUUAUAUAUACGAGAAACUCAACAGGAUUCGAACCUACCUUUCAUAAUAAUUUGCUUGCUGUUGUUCUAGCAUUCUUCUGUAUGGCAACAAUCUUCGGAAAUGUGCUAGUCAUGGUUGCUGUUGCAAGAGAACCGUAUUUACAUACUGUGACAAAUUAUUUCAUAGCUUCAUUAGCCACCGCAGACUGUAUUGUUGGUGCUGUCGUUAUGCCGUUUUGUGUUGUAUUAGAAGUCUGCGACGGUUACUGGCCUUUUGGACAAGACUGGUGUGAUAUCUGGCGUUCUAUUGAUGUUCUGGCAAGUACGGCAUCAAUUUUAAAUCUUUGUGUAAUAUCUCUUGACAGAUAUUGGGCUAUAACUGAUUCAAUGUCUUACCCAAGUAAAAUGACUCCCACAAGAGCCGGUAUUCUUAUAGCUGCAGUAUGGGUGUGUUCCGCGUUGAUAUCAUUCCCUGCAAUAGCUUGGUGGAGAGCAGUAUCUACAUUUCCACCUCCGGAGUAUCAAUGUUUAUUCACUGAAGAUGUCGGCUAUUUAGUGUUUUCCUCUGCUGUAUCCUUUUAUGUUCCACUGACUGUAAUGUUAUUCACUUACUAUCGAAUAUAUAGAGCCGCAAUGGAGCAAAAGAAAAGCUUAAAAAUGGGAACUAAACAAGUGCAUGCUGUCAAUGGCGGACACUGUGCUUCACUGACAUUGAGGAUUCAUCGUGGUGGAAUGCUUUCACCAAAAUACGAGCCUAAUCUAGCGAACGGUGACCAUCACAAUGAUGAUUACCAUGAAGGAACAUCUCUGAAAGUUCCCUCAAGGCACAUGAAGAGUUUCUCACUCAGCAGAAAAAUCAGUAAACUCGCUAAAGAGCGUAAAGCCGCCAAAACACUUGGAAUUGUUAUGGGCGUCUUUAUAUUAUGCUGGCUCCCCUUCUUUGUUACUAACGUUCUUAUGGGAAUUUGUGGAGAUCGCUGUGUCAUGAACUCUGAACUUGUAUUUUCCGUGGUAACUUGGUUAGGAUGGACCAACUCUGGAAUGAACCCAGUUAUAUACGCAUGCUGGAGUCGAGAUUUCAGAAGAGCUUUCAUAAAACUACUUUGCUCAUGUUGUCCCAAGUAUCUCAGGGGCAAGCAGAAGCACAGAUCAAGAUUCCGCCAGGUGGUCAGAGAUGAAGUUUCUCUUCCUCACUUAAAAUCUUCAGCAAACCCUAUUUCUAUCGAAGAUAUUCAUCUAUGACUACAUGAUCCUGAUUCGUUCCUAAAUGUAUGUUGAUCAUUUGACAAAUAUGAUUAUAUGUGAUAAAUGCAGCAAACAGUAACUGGCAUCUAAGUAUUCAUGUAAAGUAUGCAUUUAUGAUAAAUUUUAAUGUAGCAAAAUUUGUGUUCAACGUAAUAAACAAUUGCAUUUUCCGAAACGUUUCAAAAAUUGCAGUCGGGGCAUAAAACUGAGUGAUUGUUAUACAGUAAUGAAUUGCAUGAAGAGGAAACAGAGGUUUAAAAUAAUUAAUGUGAGUGUAUGUAUUUCUACUACAUACUACUGAGUUCAUUACAUGUUCUAAUACUUUUUAUACUAUGCACUUAGUAAAUCAUUUUCUAUAUACUUUUUUCGAUAAAUAUUAAUAUAUUUGAGUGGAUAGAAAAUGAAUUGAAAGUAGGGAUUCUAAUUGUUUUCCUAGUAAGCUUGUUCUUGUACAAAUUAAUUAAAAUAUAUCGUUAGCGCCAGAUUUUUAAGAAAACUGCCCUUCAAAAAGCUUCUCCACUCAAUUUUUAAAAGUACAAUAUUGUUAUACUUUGCCUUAUCACCAUACGCUCAAAUUUACUAGCAUUUAAAAUUAAUUUGCUGAAAAAAAAUAUUUGGAAAACUUGUUUCAAUUAAUAAUUUUUCAAUUAAGGCCGCAAUUUUUUUUAUAAAAUACUUUAUUAAAUGAGAUGAGGAAAGGCAUUAAUAAAUGUUUUUGUUAUUUCCCUAACGUGAAAGAACUUACCAGGAACCCAAAGUAUAAGUUUCAAAUUAGCUGUAUAAACUUGCUAAUUAAAAGUCUAGACAUCAGCAGCUUCCUUUAAACUUUGUAAUUUAUGCUUGUACUUAAACCCGCGAAAGAUGUGUGAGAAGGUUAGUAAACAUUCUUUCAUUCAGAUAAGGACAAAUUCAAUGCUCAGUCAUUCCUAAUGUAGCUUCUGUGGAAUUAUAAAUAGGGCUAUAUUAGUAACAAAGCUUCAUAGUUUUACUUUGCGAUUGCAUUAAAGGUAGAAUUUCUCGGGACGUUAGGAAUUUUGCAUGUUGAAACGUAGAGCAUCUUUUUGCUUCCGACAGUUAUAACUGCUUACACUUAGGGUUAUUUCAUCUCUCAGCAUAUAAUGACACUUUUGGGACAUAUUGUAUUAAUGUCAUUACUAUGUGUAUAUCUGUCAUGCCGCAUUAUUUAAUAUAAUUAAUUGUUAAAUAUAUACACUUUAGUGCCAACUAUUGUCGUGUUCUUCUACUUAAUGUCUGAAAACUUAAAAACGUGUUGUGUUUUUGAUCAAACUAGAAUUUUCUGUUUCAGUGUUAAAAACUGUUUAAGAAAUGUAUUUAUUCUCAGAUAUGCACCUGAGUACAUUUUAUCGUUGUGUUUUUCUUGUUUAAUAAAAGUAAUUGUUUGUUAUAUGUGUAUUGUAACAGUAUUCUAUUGGCUCUUUAAGGCAUAAUAAAAGAAGCAUUUAUUUAUUGCGA